AUGAAAAACUGUCUCGGAAGCUGCCCACAUUUGGCACCACCCGAGUACCAACAAGAACCGCCGGUGGAGCAUCCACCAGGAGAGCAUCCAUCUGCAGAGCAUCCACCUGCAGAGCAAGCACCGCCAGAGCAGGCACCGCCAGAGCAGGCACCGCCAGAGCAAGCACCGGCCAUGGAGCAACCACCACCGGCCAUGGAGCAACCACCACCGGCCAUGGAGCAACCGCCACCGGCCAUGGAGCAACCGCCACCGGCCAUGGAGCAACCGCCACCGGCCAUGGAGCAACCGCCACCGGCCAUGGAGCAACCGCCACCGGCCAUGGAGCAACCACCACAGCCCACGCAGCAACCACCGGUGCAGGAACUACCGGUGGUCGAUGAGGUGGGAUGGGUUUUGUGA
Messenger RNA from Symbiodinium sp. CCMP2592, 399 nucleotides. Lineage: Eukaryota; Dinophyceae; Suessiales; Symbiodiniaceae. The record is from the annotation of a GenBank genome assembly.